Mesoplodon densirostris (Blainville's beaked whale) is the source of this 2979-nucleotide messenger RNA. RefSeq names its product cyclin Q (gene CCNQ). The record is from RefSeq and is a predicted model, not a curated record. NCBI's taxonomy places the organism in Eukaryota, Metazoa, Chordata, Mammalia, Artiodactyla, Ziphiidae. The transcript has 5 exons. Gene Ontology annotation, molecular function: cyclin-dependent protein serine/threonine kinase regulator activity. Gene Ontology annotation, biological process: regulation of transcription by RNA polymerase II. Gene Ontology annotation, cellular component: nucleus. Bases 1961 to 2581 code for a protein of 206 amino acids.
GAGGGCUGGCGCCGCGCGGACGGGACGUGGAGGCAAGAGCCGCAGUGCUGCAAUUUCACCCAGCUGGCCCCAGCCCGCCGCGGGAGCACCGAGCGGGCAGGCAGGGGCUGGCAUAGCGAGGAUCCGCUUCCCGAAAGAUGGGACCCGCCAAAUUCGGUGCUGGCGUGGCUGAGCGGAGGGAAGAGACCGGGCCUGCCCUGCCCUAGCGGAGGCUGGGAGGCUCGGCUUAGGGGUACCGGCCUCUGCCUUUCCGCCACGCCCUGCACACUAGGCUUUGAGCUGCGAGGCAUAUGCGGUCAUGGCCAUUUCAUGGGCGGGCGCGUAGGUCCAAAGAGAGGAUGUGGAGCCUAGAAGGCCCCAACUAGAAGGUGGCGGAAUCGGGGCACCCGCAUCUCGAUUGAGUGUACUGCGCCUUCUGACACACCUGCCUCGCAGCAUACGGGGACGCUGGCACUUGGUCACACGGAGCCUUUUGGAGCCCUUGGUGAGGCUCCUGUCAAACCUUGCUGACGAGGUCCCAUCACAUCUAGGGCCCAGGGGCUUCCCCGGUGGCGCAGUAGUUGAGAAUCCGCCUGCCAAUGCAGGGGGCACGGGUUCCAUCUCUGGUCCGGGAAGAUCCCACAUGCCGCGGAGCAACACAGCCCGUGCGCCACAACUACUAAGCCUGCAGUGCUGUAACUACUGAAGCCCGCGCGCCUAGAGCCCGUGCUCCGCAACAAGAGAAGCCACCGCAAUGAGAAGCCCGCGCACCAUAACGAAGAGUAGCCCCCGCUCGCCACAACUAGAGAAAGCCCGCGCGCAGCAACGAAGACCCAAUGCAGCAAAUAAAUAAACAAACAUACAGGGAACUCCGGCAAAUUUAAGUCUAAAAACCAAACAAACAAACAACCCCCCCCCAAAAACCCCCAAACAAAACAACUGGGAGCCGGGGCGCAACUUGUGUUUUGAACCCUGCCGGGGCAUCCACACCGUAGUGUUGGGCGCUCCUGCUCCGAAGGCGAGGCGAUGUAGCUGAUUGGCUUCUGGUAGAAACACUUUAUCUGUCAAUAGUGGUUUCCUCAGCUGACAGAUAGCUGUUGCCGAUCUUUGUUACUUUGUAUGCAUUCUGUGGAGGAGGGCAAUUUUUGUUACUUUGUGUGCAUUCUGCGGUGAGUCCGCUUUCAAGUCAAGGUGGGCAGAGUCUUCGGAAAUAGCGCAGGACCCUUAAUCCCAGUGAUUUGUACAUUUAAUUUCCAGGAAGUUUUGCAAAGUGUAUAAGGAAGGAUGGCAGUGCCCCCUCAUAUACCCCAUUCAUCUGCUUGGAGGAUCCAUGUAAACCAGGGAAGCAUGCUACCCUUUGAGGGUUUGCUAUAUAAAAAACAAGACUUGGAGGGUCAUGUGCAGUAAUACCACCUAAUCUGACAUCUCUGAGAAUGAGUGGUCCCAUGUAGGAACUAUCUAUGAAACUGAAGUUUAAACCUGGAAAUGCUAAAACCUAAAUGCUAAAAGUUAAUGCUAAAAUGUUUUGCAUAUGCCCUUGCCCUCUGUGUGAGGCUAAAUACCGGUCCUCCAAAGAUUUCCCCAUCCUAAUUCCCAGAACCUGUGACUGUUACCUCAUGUAGCAACAGAGAUUUUGCAGCUGGGAUUAAGCAUCUUGAUGUUGGGGAACUAUCCUAGGCUAUCUGGUGGGCCCAAUAUAAUCACACCCAUCCUUAGAGAGAGAGGCAGGAGGAGUAGAUAGGCCACGUGAUGAUGGAAGCAGAGUUAGAAGAUGCUGCACCGCUGGCUUUGAAGAUGGAGGAAGGGGCCGUGAGCCAAAGAUUGCGGGCGCUUCUAGAAGCUGGAAAGGGCAAGGGAGUGGAUUCUCCUCUGGAACCUCCAGAAGGAACCAGCCCUGCCGACACCUUGAACUUAGCCCCCUAAGACUCAUUUUGGACUUCUGACCACCGGGAUUGUAAGAGAAAAAAGUGUCAAGCUAGGGAUGCGGUCCAUCCCCAUCGCCACCGCCUGUGCCAUAUACCAUAAGUUCUCCUGCGAGAUCGACCUGGACGCCUAUGACCCCUACUUGGUGGCCAUGUCUUCCCUUUACUUGGCCGGCAAAGUGGAGGAGCAGCACCUGCGUACUCGUGACAUCAUCAACGUUUCCAACAGGUACUUCCACCCGGACAGCGAGCCCUUGGAACUGGACUCACGCUUUUGGGAGCUCCGGGACAGCAUCGUGCAGUGUGAGCUGUUCGUACUGCGGGUUCUGCGUUUCCAGGUCUCCUUCCAGCACCCUCACAAGUACCUGCUCCACUACCUGGUGUCACUCAAGAACUGGCUGAACCGUUACAGCUGGCAGCGCAGCCCCGUCUCCAUCACCGCCUGGGCCCUGCUGCGGGACAGCUACCACGGGAGGCUGUGCCUCCGGUUCCAAGCUCAGCACAUAGCCGUGGCAGUGCUCCACCUGGCCCUGCAGGCCUAUGGGGUCGAGGUGCCCGCUGAGGCCGAGGCCGAGAAGCCAUGGUGGCAGGUGUUUAGUGAAGACCUUACCAAGCCAAUCAUUGAUAACAUUGUGUCUGAUCUCAUUCAGAUUUAUACCAUGGACACAGAGAUCCCCUAAGGCCCUGGUCCAGGCCUGCCCAAAGAGAAGUCCGUGACGCUCGGCAGCCUGGGGAUGGCACCGCCACAGGGCCGUGAACGCCGGCCCCCAGAGGACCAGCUGGAAGGGCUGGUGAAGGCGAUGACUGUCCCCGGCAGCCGUGGUCUGGACAGUGACAGGAGCCACGCCUCCAGCGGGCGGGCUGGGAGUGCACCGCGAGGGGCUGCCGAGGCCAGGCGCUGCGUCUGCUUUUGUCCUUUGAGAGGACCUGACUGCCGUGGAGGGUGACAUCAUCGGAAGGAAAAUCAAAGAAAGGAUGGGACUGCGCCCCUGGGGAUUUUCUAAAAGCCUGAUUUAUAGAAUGAAUUAAUGUGCAACAUAGAUGGAAUUUUAUUUUGUGUAAUAAAAGAUACAAAUGA